Zerene cesonia (dogface butterfly) is the source of this 2332-nucleotide messenger RNA. It is a transcript of the gene Fkbp45, whose product is annotated as 46 kDa FK506-binding nuclear protein. The transcript has 8 exons. Bases 197 to 1426 code for a protein of 409 amino acids. The record is from RefSeq and is a predicted model, not a curated record. Gene Ontology annotation, cellular component: chromatin; nucleolus. Lineage: Eukaryota; Metazoa; Arthropoda; Insecta; Lepidoptera; Pieridae. Gene Ontology annotation, molecular function: macrolide binding; peptidyl-prolyl cis-trans isomerase activity.
UUGAUUUAUGGCCCAUAUAGGUGACAGCGAGGUUAAUCCAUUUUCAUUAAAAAAACGGCUGGUGCUGCCUGUCUGUGUAACUAAAUAAUUUAAAGUAACUCUUGCUUAUAGCUGAAUACGAAGUUAUUUGAUUCUGAUAAAAUUAUAAGUUUCUUCGUUUUGUUUUUUGUGAAUUCGUUAAACAAAAACCGGCAAGAUGUUUUGGGGUCUUAUUAUGGAACCUAACAAAAGGUACACCCAAUUGGUGGAUAAACCAUUCCACAUUUCACAUGCUGCUAUGGACAUAUCCACAGGUGAUAAUGAAGCCUGUCAGGUCAUGGUUGUUGUUGAUGGAAAAAACUUCCUUGUGUGCACAUUACAGAAGAAGCAAACCAUUCAAAUGCCCCUUGACCUGUAUUUUAAAACUGGUGAAAAUAUUGCCUUUUUGACAAAUGGUAAAUGCAAUGUACAUUUAACUGGCUACAUAGACCCUGAGUUUGAUGAUGAGGUUUCUGAUGAAGAAGGUGAAGAGGAAGAGGAAGAAGGUGAAGAGGAACAGGAACAAGAACAGAAACCAGCCAAGAACAAGAGAAAGCUUGAUACUAGCAAUGACUCCGCCACUAGCUCAAAGAAAUCUAAGAAAGGAAAGAAAGCAGCUGCAGAGGAAGAUAGUUCAGAAUCUGAUAAUGAAGAUCAAUUGCAAAAGUUUUUGAAUGGGGAGGACAUUGACAGUGAUGAAAAUGAUGAGUCCUUCAAAAUAAACACAUCCGCAGAGGCUGACGAUAGUGAUGAAGAAGAUGAAGAUGAUGAUGAUGAAGAGGAAGAAGCAGAGGAAGAGGAAGCGGACAGUGAUGAUGAAGAAGCAGACUCAUCCAAAGCUGACACCACCAUGGACUCUAGCAAGGACGACAGCCAGAUUGACAUGAGCAAGCUCUCUAAGAAUCAGAAGAAGAGGCUGAAGAAGAAGCUGCAGAAGGAGAAGCAAGCACAGGGGCAGGUGAAUGGUGUUGAAAAAAAGGAAAAGGCGGAACCAAAACAAAAAGCCGAAAAGAAGAAGCCUGAAGCUAAGAAAGAGCAGAAAGAAGAGGCUGCUGCUGAAAAGAAAGAAAAGAAAUCGCUUAGUGGAGGUGUUUUCAUUGAAGAUGUGAAAAUUGGCAGUGGUCCUGUUGCCAAGCCCGGUAAAACUGUCAUGGUAUACUAUGAAGGAAGGUUGAAACAGAACAACAAGAUGUUCGAUAACUGUCAGAAAGGACCUGGCUUCAAGUUCCGUCUUGGAGCCAAGGAAGUUAUUGCUGGGUGGGACGUUGGUGUGUCGGGCAUGAAGGUUGGAGGCAAGAGGAAAAUUAUCUGCCCACCGGCGAUGGCAUAUGGAGCAAAAGGAUCCCCUCCAGUCAUUCCACCAAACUCAACCUUAGUAUUUGAAGUUGAAUUAAAGAAUGUCAAAUAAAGUAUUUUUAAGUGUUGAUUACUGUUUGUUUUAAGAAUGUUAAGUUGUCGCGCCUAGUGCGAAGUAACUACAUUGAUGCCAUUUUAUAUGCUCUUAAGCAUUUUUUAUUUCACAUCAUAUUUCUGGUGUCUGAUUCCUCGUGUGAAUAAAAUUGCCAACAUAAAAAAUCUUUUGUGAACAAGUUAAGGAGUUCAAGCACUUGGUAUGGGUGUUAGUACAAAUUUUUUUUACUGACAUUUAUUAAUUACAAAUCCUUUAGUGUUAGCUUGAUCACUUUACCCUGGGUCAGCCUUGGUACAUAUAUAGCCUAUAUCACUCGGUGAAGUGGCAGCUUUCUAAUUGUGAAAAAAAAAUUGAAUUUAAUGCAGUGGUUCUUACAUACUCGUAACUAACACUAAUUACAAAAGUUUUUUCUUUAUGAUAUAGUAGAUUAAUGGGCAUUUGAUUUUUUUUCAUCCAAUGCCCUCCUGUUUUAAAACUUCAUCCCGAUUUGGUUGACUUCCUUACUUAUGACUUUUUUCAUUUAAAAUUAAUUCAAUUGCAAUUUUAUUCACAUACUACUUUAUUUUUUUAUCAAUUAAUAGUUAGUAUGGUGCCCUGUGAGGAGUGCUUUCUAGCUUUUAAAAUAGUCUUAAUCUAUAGGAUAUAAUGUAUAAAAUAGUGACCAUCUCAUUUUCACAAUUAUAAAAUAAUAAAUAAUUAGAUAAAAGUUAUGAAAACAAUUUAAUUUUAUAUUAAAAAGCCAAUUUGAUGGUGUAAUUAUUAAAUGUGUUACAUGGAUAAAUUCUCUUUCAGUGAAAUUUAACUCUGGUUGGUAAUGUUAGUUAAAAUAUAGUUACAGGACAUUUAAUAUAAGAUACUGUAAGCCCUAAUUAAGUGAUACAUAAAUAAAAUAAUUCAGACUUA